Molecule: messenger RNA, 2253 nt
Organism: Meriones unguiculatus (Mongolian gerbil)
Lineage: Eukaryota; Metazoa; Chordata; Mammalia; Rodentia; Muridae
Product: tyrosine-protein kinase ZAP-70
Exons: 13
Coding region: 131-1987 (618 amino acids)
Biological process (GO): cell differentiation; cell surface receptor protein tyrosine kinase signaling pathway; intracellular signal transduction
Cellular component (GO): cytoplasm; extrinsic component of cytoplasmic side of plasma membrane
Molecular function (GO): signaling receptor binding; non-membrane spanning protein tyrosine kinase activity; ATP binding
Source: RefSeq, a predicted model, not a curated record
AUCAAGGAAAUAGGCUGAGCCGCAGAGAAACCUGUUGCCGAGAAGAGCUCCCGGGGACACCAGGCCUUCUGGGUAGGCCCUGCUGUGAUCUGUGAGCUGUGGUACUGUCAGGGGCGUCCAGGGCCCGGCGAUGCCCGACCCCGCGGCGCACCUGCCCUUCUUCUACGGCAGCAUCUCGCGCGCCGAGGCCGAGGAGCACCUGAAGCUGGCGGGCAUGGCCGACGGGCUGUUCCUGCUGCGCCAGUGCCUGCGCUCGCUGGGCGGUUACGUGCUGUCGCUGGUGCACGACGUGCGCUUCCACCACUUCCCCAUCGAGCGGCAGCUCAACGGCACGUACGCCAUCGCGGGCGGGAAGGCGCACUGCGGCCCGGCCGAGCUCUGCCAGUUCUACUCGCAAGACCCCGACGGGCUGCCCUGCAACCUGCGGAAGCCGUGCAACCGGCCGCCGGGCCUCGAGCCGCAGCCCGGGGUCUUCGACUGCCUGCGCGACGCCAUGGUGCGCGACUACGUGCGCCAGACCUGGAAGCUGGAGGGCGAUGCCCUAGAGCAGGCCAUCAUCAGCCAGGCCCCACAGGUGGAGAAGCUCAUCGCCACCACAGCCCACGAGCGGAUGCCCUGGUACCACAGCAGCCUGACCCGCGAGGAGGCCGAGCGCAAACUCUAUUCCGGCCAGCAGACCGACGGCAAGUUCCUGCUGAGGCCCCGGAAGGAGCAGGGUACGUAUGCGCUGUCUCUGAUCUAUGGGAAAACUGUAUACCACUAUCUCAUCAGCCAGGACAAGGCUGGCAAGUACUGCAUUCCCGAAGGCACCAAGUUUGACACGCUCUGGCAGCUGGUGGAGUACCUGAAGCUGAAGGCGGAUGGGCUCAUUUACCGCCUGAAGGAGGCCUGCCCCAACAGCAGCGCCAGCACUGCAGCUGCUGCACCCACACUUCCAGCCCACCCUUCCACAUUCACUCAGCCUCAGAGACGUGUUGACACCCUGAACGCAGAUGGAUACACCCCUGAACCAGCGCGCAUAGCAUCCUCAGACAAGCCGCGGCCGACACCCAUGGACACCAGCGUGUACGAGAGUCCAUACAGCGACCCUGAGGAACUCAAGGACAAGAAGCUCUUCCUGAAGCGAGAGAACCUCCUGGUGGCGGAUAUCGAACUUGGCUGCGGCAACUUUGGCUCCGUGCGCCAAGGAGUCUACCGGAUGCGCAAGAAGCAGAUCGACGUGGCCAUCAAGGUGCUGAAGCAAAGCACGGAAAAGGCCGACAAGGACGAGAUGAUGCGGGAGGCGCAGAUCAUGCACCAGCUGGACAACCCCUACAUCGUGCGGCUCAUCGGCGUGUGCCAGGCCGAGGCGCUCAUGCUGGUCAUGGAGAUGGCGGGCGGCGGGCCGCUGCACAAGUUCCUGCUGGGAAAGAGGGAGGAGAUCCCCGUCAGCAACGUGGCGGAGCUGCUGCACCAGGUGGCCAUGGGCAUGCGGUAUCUGGAGGAGAAGAACUUCGUGCACCGGGACCUGGCAGCGCGGAACGUCCUGCUGGUGAACCGGCACUACGCCAAGAUCAGUGACUUCGGCCUGUCCAAGGCGCUGGGCGCCGACGACAGCUACUACACGGCCCGGUCGGCGGGGAAGUGGCCCCUGAAGUGGUACGCGCCGGAGUGCAUCAACUUCCGGAAGUUCUCCAGCCGCAGCGACGUCUGGAGCUACGGGGUCACCAUGUGGGAGGCCUUCUCCUACGGCCAGAAGCCCUACAAGAAGAUGAAGGGCCCCGAGGUCCUGGACUUCAUCAAGCAGGGCAAGAGGAUGGAAUGCCCGCCCGAGUGUCCGGCCGAGAUGUACGCGCUCAUGAGCGACUGCUGGACCUACAAGUGGGAGGACCGCCCGGACUUCCUGUCCGUGGAACAGCGCAUGCGCAGCUACUACUACAGCCAGGCCAGCCGGGCCGAGGGGCCGUCGCCGGCGAGUGAGCAGGCGGCCGAGGCUGCGUGCGGCUGAGCGGCCCCCCCGGCUCUCCACACCCCCCUCUAGCGUGCCCCUGGGGCCAGGAGGCCCCGCGCCCUGGAGCUCCAGACCUCAGGCCCACGGCGCUCAGAGGGUCCCCGCCGCGUCCUUCCCGCGUGGGCUGGGGCUGCCGCGACCAGGCUCGGCGUCUCGAGGCCCCGGGCGGAGAGGCCGUGAGCGGGGAGGUCUGGUCUGCUCUGCUUCCGAGCGGAAGUCCCGCAGGGGCCGCUGUCACUGGAAUAAACCGCUCUUUGCUCGAG